AAGCUGAGGAAAAGGCAGUUGAAGUGCGUGCCGUGCAUGAACGUGGCCGAGGCAUCGCCGAAAUCAUUGCUGCUCGACGGCGCGAAAAACAACUGAAACGGCGACGCGUGAUGGAGCAGGGCGAGGAUGUAUCUGGAGGAGGUUCCAUGUUCGGGAACAAAAACAACGAGUAUGACCCAACGAUUAUGAUGAUAGGAGACAAGCACAAGAAUAGUUCUUGUUCGUCACAGUCUGGCUCUUCCGCAGAACCUUGGAACGAAAUACAUGCGCUAGUACAGUUUCAGCCACCCGGUGGCUCUGUGGAGGAGCUUUUUCUUGAAAAGCCA
Molecule: messenger RNA, 326 nt
Organism: Amoebophrya sp. A25
Lineage: Eukaryota; Dinophyceae; Syndiniales; Amoebophryaceae
Source: the annotation of a GenBank genome assembly